AUGAUGGAGUCGCCACAGCUAGGACCCGGCCGAGCUACGCUUGGGUUCCAUGGCUCAUGGACCUUUGCUCUACCUGGACCAGCGGGGCAUCGAUGGGUCCGAAUGGUCCUGUUGGAGAAAGCCGACGCCAAACCCAGGUCAAAGCUUCUCCGGGAGGCGAAACAGCACAAGGCAGGCCUUCCUCUACUUCCCGAAUUCGACAGGCUCAACACCCUCAAGAGUUUGCGCCCACACGAUUUGUUGCUAUGCAAGGACGGCACUGCUAAAAUCAUUAAGCUCAACCGAACAAUUCUCCAUUCGUUCAUUGGAGAUAUGAAAUUUCUUCUGCAUCCUCGUACGGUGCGCCCCGACCUUUCAGAAGACAAGUUCAAAACCAUGGGCGAGCACAUUUCACCUGCGUGGCGGCAUUGGCCCUUUGAAGCUGAUUCCUACGGCGUACCAUCGUGGAAGCUUGUGGAGGCAGAACAUCCCGAGGAUACGGAAAGAGGUCCAUGGGACGAGUGGGUUCCGGAAUCCUGGUUGGAAAAUCCAGAGGAGACAGGGAUCUGGUUGUUGGGAACCUACCAGAAUGACUCCCAGUUCAGCUCUUUGGACGAAUCAUUCCUUGAUGAUGAACACCAUAAGGAACUGGCUUCACAACUACUGCAACUGCUUGAGCAGUUAAGCCGUAAGUCAGAGGUGGAGCUUGAGGCUCUUCGACUCGCUGGGGAAUUAGAUAGCAAGUGUGUUAGUUUGAACAAAGAGAGAAAAAUGAUGAAGAGAAUUUUGGUAACUGAGAGACUCAUGUAUACCCGAGACUUCCCGGCAAGACCCAAUAGAACUUUGUUUUCUUCCGCCUUUCUUUCCGACCGUCAAGCUACUACCUUAGGACGCCGCAUCUGA
Podospora pseudopauciseta is the source of this 882-nucleotide messenger RNA. RefSeq lists its product as uncharacterized. The transcript is spliced from 3 exons. The coding region runs from base 1 to 882 and encodes 293 amino acids. The record is from RefSeq and is a predicted model, not a curated record. NCBI's taxonomy places the organism in Eukaryota, Fungi, Ascomycota, Sordariomycetes, Sordariales, Podosporaceae.